Molecule: messenger RNA, 1832 nt
Organism: Schistosoma mattheei
Lineage: Eukaryota; Metazoa; Platyhelminthes; Trematoda; Strigeidida; Schistosomatidae
Source: the annotation of a GenBank genome assembly
AUGAUACUUGCUGGCUCUGGCAAUCUGACUGUUCUUAAAAUAGUUCGGCAACUGCGAGCUAUCCAUCUAUUCAAUUCUAAACCGGAUACUUUGAGUUCUGGACCAAUUAACAACACUGCAUCAGACUCACUCUAUCAUACUGUUACAGCUGCCGCAGCUCGUGCUGCUGCAACCACGCAAACCGUUUCCACUAGCUCAACAGGAGCGUCUGUUAGUGGUCCCGUGUCUGUAGCGUCGGUAUUUGGUGCUGCUCUUGGUCCAAGUUACGGAUUACAAAUGCUUCUCGCUAACACCGUUGGUUUGUUAUUUCUUGGCGGUGGACGAUUAACGCUAGCAAAUACACCGGAAGCUGCUGCAAUGCUGAUUAUAUCCUUUUUCCCUCUUCUUCCUACAUUCGCUGGUGAUAAUUGGUAUCAUUUACAAGCUCUUCGUCAUUUUUAUGCUCUCGCUACCAUACCUCGACGCGUUUGUGCUGUAGAUGUUGAUACUGGUCGUGUUGUUCUGUCUAAUUUUGAGGCCAAACUACGUGAAUCUGAUGUUAUAGUUUCAUCAAACGAUACUUUUGUCUUCCCAUCUGAUGUAUUAGAAAACAUAGCUUGGCUUGAAAUCAAUCAUAAUUCCGACAAAUAUUGGCCUACUGUUUUUUAUCAUGGGACGAAUAAUUGGGAUAUGUUUAGAAUGACAUUUUAUAAAGCUGGCUAUAUUUUUGUUAAACAACGAGAUGAAGGAGAAGAGUUGAACGUCCUGCAAUCAUGGCUCGAAGAAUGUUUGAAACAGUGGUUGGAUUUAUGCAUAUUGAAACAAUUAAAGCUGUUAGUCGCUUUCUUGAAACGGUUUUCAUCAACAAACAAGUUGACUAUAUCGAAUGGUCAUGAACGUACUGGAAAUUCAUCUCGAUUGUUGUCAUCAUGCUCUGAUUUGGGACGUCUUUUAGCUGCGCGGGUUACUCAACACUUUAUAAAACAUAAAGAUGAGCUUUCCGUUGGUUUGAAGAAUUACUACUUUGAUGUAUCCAAUGUUACAACUACUGCUAAUCAGCAUAACACAUUCCAAUCCAGACUAGUGAAGGCAUUCCGAAUGUGGUUCAGUUUACCUGACCAUACUAUUCUGUUACCUCAUCUACCUAAAGCAUACGUGGAUUCUGUUCGGAUUGCUUCAAAAUGUACUUUUUAUUAUUGGACGUAUUUCACUCAAAGUAACUUUCACUUUUAUGGAUCUAAGUUAUUGUUUAUGUGAAAGUUUAACAUUUGAAAGUGCAAAUGAGAGAAAAUUUCAUUUACUGUUCGUUCACUUAUUGUCUGUGUCAAAGCAAUAUUUUCAAAAGUCAAUAAUAUGCUUACUUAAUUUCUUUAUCAACUCCUGCAAGUAAAAUAUUGCGUUUAAAAUCUAAACGAAGACACGUUAUUGGACCAUUUGCAUUCAGAGUUAAUCGCAUAUUUCUCCUUCAUUCACCGUUUUCUAAAUGAAAAAAAUAUGACCAUUUUCCUUUAUCAAAAUAUAAUUUAACUUUAAUGUACAAAUUCAGUAAAAUCACAAACUUUGAGAAUUAGCCAUUAAUUGUUUCUAGUUUAUUCGAACACUGACUCGAAAUUCUUGAAGUGAUAAUAAUACGAGUUUACUUGUAUGAUAAACUAUAAAUCCAACUGGCUGAAGUUAAGAAGGAAACUGAUACACUUAGUCACUGAAUAAAUUAUCAACGAAGAAGAAUGCUUCCUAUAAAAUAAUUGUUUACCAACUCUUUUUUUCUUAUCAUCAAAAUGUUUCAUGCUAGGAGGAUCAUAAUGUACCGGAGUUUUGUUAAUAAUUGUAAAUUUGUUUAAUGUAACAAUAAG